AUGGUUCACUUCGUUCCCUUGCCGAAACUGCCGUCAGCCAAAGAGACGGCACAGCUCAUAGUCCUACAUGUUUUUCGCCUGCAUGGCCUCCCCAGAGAUGUGGUGUCAGACAGAAGCCCUCAGUUUGUGGUCCACUUCUGGAACGAGUUCUGUCAACUCCUGGGCAUAUCGGGGACCACAGUGUAUCCUCUCCUGACAUCUGUCCUGUAUGAUGAAACCGAGUGGGAGAGACCACACUCCUUCUAUCCUGCCCACUUCCUGGACAAAGACGGGAAGUUUGUCAAGCGAGAUGCCUUCAUGCCUUUUUCUGCAGGUCACAGGAUUUGUCUUGGAGAGAGUCUGGCCAGGAUGGAGCUCUUCAUCUUCUUCACCACCCUCCUGCAGCACUUCCGUUUCACUCCCCCGCCGGGAGUUUCAGAGGAUGAACUGGAUCUGACCCCACGUGUUGGCCUCAGUCUCAACCCUUUACCCCACAAACUGUGCGCUGUCUCCUGUUUGUGAGGAGGAGAGGUGACCUGAGUUCACUGUAAUUUGAGACAUGAUCCUCCAGUAAUUUCAUAUGACUAAGCAACUCAGAUACUGUGCAUGCAACUAAUUUCAAAUUCAUAGUGUUACACCACAUUCUGCUGUACUGUGCAAACCACACAGUGAUUUACAAGGUGUGCACACUGUUCAUACCCAUCAUGUGCAGUAGUGUUUCUCAAAUAUGUGAUGCAAUAACGCCUUUUAAUGGAGCACCUCAUUAAUUCUACAGAGCAGGGAAGAAGGGUUAUUAACAGUAUUACUGCAGUACAGCUUCUGGCCACCAGUGAGCGCUGAGUACAAAUCUACUGUAUAUAGAGUAAUUGGUGUUCUGAGAUCAUGUCCAGGCCUGUAGUGGUGAAAGGUGACUUCUCUAUUGAUGCCCACUGUCAAUGUGGUUGACAUCAUAGGGAAGAAACAAAAUUUCAUGUCUCUUUCUAGGAAAUGUCCAGUCAUAUCUGCUGGACUAACCUACUGUCUGUGUGUGCUUUUACCAUUAUGUAUGCUAUAGGCACUGCAUGUGUGCACUGUGGUGGGUCUUCUGAGUAAAAAUGAUUCAACAAACAUGCUGUGCAGUAUU
This is a messenger RNA of Monopterus albus (swamp eel), 1102 nucleotides long. RefSeq names its product cytochrome P450 2K1-like. Gene Ontology annotation, molecular function: iron ion binding; heme binding; oxidoreductase activity, acting on paired donors, with incorporation or reduction of molecular oxygen, reduced flavin or flavoprotein as one donor, and incorporation of one atom of oxygen. The record is from RefSeq and is a predicted model, not a curated record. The transcript has 3 exons. Gene Ontology annotation, cellular component: cytoplasm; intracellular membrane-bounded organelle. NCBI's taxonomy places the organism in Eukaryota, Metazoa, Chordata, Actinopteri, Synbranchiformes, Synbranchidae. Gene Ontology annotation, biological process: xenobiotic metabolic process. Bases 1 to 501 code for a protein of 166 amino acids.